AAAACCAAGCCUUAGCAACUGAGAAUAGAGUGCUGCACAACUUAGCAACGCUUUGUUUUAUUCUUUGGAGCUUGCAUUUGUCGCAACACAUUGCUUUUAGUUUAAUUUUAGCCUAGCUUGUAGUUAGCUUGUUGAUUACACGUUUGCGGUUUUAGCUCGAGGCGAUAAUCGAUCAAAGUUGAUAGGCACAUCAAAGAGAAAAAAUGACGACUGGAGAUGGAACACAGACUGCGACCAAGCCAAAAAUUGCUGCUAUGGAGAGGGGUCCCGGUCCAGCCCGCUACUGUAUGCCUGGGCUGACUGGCAGGUCUGGACAUGAUGUUACCAAAAAGAUACAACCAGCAUACACCUUUGGAAAGAGACUCGGAAUAUCAUUCUUCAAGAAGGAUUUUGGUCCUGGUCCAGCUCACUUUGUGGAUCCAUCUGUUACCAGGAGUGGCCCAGAGGGCACACCUCGUUACUCUAUCGGCAGCCGACACAAGGAGCUAAUGCCAUUCAAUACUCCUGGCCCAGGAUCCUAUGCUCCAGAGCAGAGCAAAACCUGUUUUCAGAGGGAGAAGAAAGACCCUUCAUAUUCCAUCGGCUCAAGGACCAAGUACCGGAAGAGAGAUGCCUCUCCCUCUCCCAACACUUAUUCUCUUCCUACCCUCAUCGGUCCUCGUAUCCCCAAUAGAGUCUCCUCUGCUUGUUACAGCCUGGCUAGCAGGCCUAAGACAGGAGGGUUUGAUGUGGAUUACGCCAAGACACCCGGUCCUGCUGGAUACGGAGCUCAAACACCUGACCUGUACGGAAAGAAGGCUCCAGCCUAUAGCAUCCUGGGUCGUCAGUUCAUGCCUGCAGAUGGUACACUAAAGCCUGGACCUGGAGCUCACAGUCCUGAAAAGUCAAAUCCAACUCGUCGCAAGGCCCCCUCCUAUAGCCUUGGGGUUCGCCACUCUGAGUACUUGUGUCCCCUUAUCAUUGACGUCAGUGAUUAAAGGGAGACAGUGCAUGCAUGAUCGCACACAUUAUAAACUAAAUUGGACAUGACCAAAACGGUAUUGAAUAGAUUGUAUACGGUAUAAUUAUAAUGUUACAAGUAACUUGUGUUUGUAUUUUUUAUUGCAUCAUGUCUGUAACAAAAUUAAUAAUUAUAUAGUUUUUGUAAGAACGAACAGUUUACAAAUGAAUUUUUGUUACCCGA
This is a messenger RNA of Halichondria panicea, 1183 nucleotides long. RefSeq names its product ciliary microtubule associated protein 1A-like. The transcript is spliced from 5 exons. The coding region runs from base 204 to 977 and encodes 257 amino acids. The record is from RefSeq and is a predicted model, not a curated record. Lineage: Eukaryota; Metazoa; Porifera; Demospongiae; Suberitida; Halichondriidae. Gene Ontology annotation, cellular component: cytoskeleton.